Messenger RNA from Rubroshorea leprosula, 1701 nucleotides. Lineage: Eukaryota; Viridiplantae; Streptophyta; Magnoliopsida; Malvales; Dipterocarpaceae. The record is from the annotation of a GenBank genome assembly.
GUUUGUCGCGCCUCGAAUUCGGGUUUUGGGGCAUGACAGAAUUAGUGGUAUCAGAGCUAGGUUGAAAUUAAGAGCUUAGAUUUGAAUUAAGAGUUUAUGAUUAAAUUAAGCACCUCCAAAUUGAGUGGCAUAAGAGCAGAUUGAGUGGUAUCGGAGCUUAGAUUUAAUAAAAUACCCAGGUUUAAUUAAAUACCUAGGAUUUGUUUUGGACUUGGCUAGCCAGUGGAUUUUAGAACCGUGGUGAGAUAAGUGAUGGGGUUAUAUAAGAGACGAUUUUAAUUCAUGUUGCCUGAAAUUUUCUAAUCCAUUUUGAUGAGAUGGUGAUCUGAUUGUUCUUGUUUCCUACCUUCGUACCUGUAGAUUCUUGAAAUUAACCUUGACCGCCAUGUUCUUAAGACCUUGUUUUGGAACUUGGUCUUUCGAAUAGUUUGCACUUGUUUAGACUUGUUACUUGAAUAGAAUUUUUAUAUGCUCUUUUGCCACAACUGUAAAAUCUAGGGAGUUGUAGAGAUCUUUUGUGAUGGAUCCUAUUGGUCUCUACAGCAUAAUUGGUUGAGAAAUUUGUUCUGUUUGUCACAUGACCAGUGGAAGAUGGGCAACGCUCUACUUUGUAAGAGAUUCAAGGCUAUUUUAGCAAAAGUAGUGUUAAAGUUUCACUUUUUCCAAUUGGAGCUUCAUGGUCCUUUCAUGUGGCUCAUUUUUCUAUAUUGGUUAAUCAAAAACAAUGAUCAAUUCAAUUGAAAUUGCCAUGUUUUUGUGAAGAUUAGCAAGUUGUCAUAAAGUUAAACUCUCUAUUGUUGCUAAUCUCUAUAUUCUUAAUGCCUGAAAUUGCUUGAAACUCCUAAAAUCCGUCUUGAAUCUUUCUUGAGAUUGCCUUGUGCUUGUUCUUGAAACUAAAAUCCAAAGGAAAUAGAUAAUGAUUAUUGAAAUCCUCAUUAUCUUGAUACUUGUCUGAAACUAUUUCUUGAAACUAUUUCUGGCAUUGUGCUUGGAAUCGGUUUGUAAACCUUGCUUGAAAUUAAUUCUUGUUGGAAUUCUACUCUUGAAAAUCGACUGAUAUUGUUCUUGAAAUCUAUUCUUGAAAAUCAAUUGAUAUUUUGGUUUUUGGAAUCUAUUUUGAAUUGUCCUUGAAAACCAUUCUUGUCUUGACUCUUGACUCUUGCUGUUGUUCAAAUUCUGUAUACUGCUCUUGUUUGAAUUCUGUAUACUGCUUUUGCUUGAUCUUGCAUAUUCUGCUAGUUCUUGUUUCAGUCUACCUAUUGAUCUUCUUGAUUUUUGAUUUUGUUCUUAUGGACACCUCUUAAGAGGGGUGACAAAAUACCUAUAUGAGGCAUCCUCAUUCUUGUCUCUUGCAAGUGUUAAUCUUUGUAUCCUUGAUGUGUUAGCUUUGACUUGACUCUAGGAUGUCUAGGAUGACUUGAUUGUAAAUCUGCUUACCCUCCAUGGGCUACUAGGUGAAGGGGUAGUUUUUGAAACACUUGAUGUCCUAGAGUUUUGUUUCAACUGAAAUGGUUCUUUUAUUUGACUGCUUAGAUUUUUGUUUGCCCUUUUAAUUAGAAGACAUGAAUCUUCUAAGCAUCUUGAUCCCAGCCAUUGUUUUGUUCUGUUAAUUAAUUCUAGUACUUGAGGUGCUAGAUCUUGACUCCUGAUUAUAUCUGCUGUUGAAUCCUUGUUCUGGUUGUCAUUAUUGAAAUCUCUUUU